Molecule: messenger RNA, 533 nt
Organism: Aspergillus heteromorphus CBS 117.55
Lineage: Eukaryota; Fungi; Ascomycota; Eurotiomycetes; Eurotiales; Aspergillaceae
Exons: 1
Coding region: 82-375 (97 amino acids)
Source: RefSeq, a predicted model, not a curated record
AUGACGAUAGCAUAAUCCAUUCCGGCAUGCAAAACAUGCAGGCAUGCAUGUAACUCUAUCAAAGGGAGUGUGGCCCCAUCCAUGCAGCAGCAACAAACACAAUAUUUACAAUGCAGACGGACAGAGGCAAGAGGGUCAAGACAACACACAACACCGGGUAUGGUAUCUCAAGAGACGGACACACACCUGCUAACCAAACAGAUGGGCAAUAUCAUGGGCAAUACAACCAAAGAUUCAAUCAGAUCAUCGAUCGCGCAAGAACCAAGAAUGAACUCAAUGCAAGAAGAUGACGAUGGCCGAGCCGGCGAACAGAAAACACGCAGUGAACGGAACGCUCGAUUCUUUUGCCAGCAGAGUGAAAAGCAGAUGCAAUAGACAGACAGGUGGUGGUGGUGAUGGUGUGGUGGUUGUUCAAGCAGGGUGCGGGCACCAUUAGACAGGAGGAAUCUGGCAGUGAACAUGUGCAAGGAACAGAUAGAAAAAGCGCAGCUAGCUGUACAUCCCAACGGGGAGAAGGAACUUUUGCAGAAUGC